AUGUCCACCCCCAAUGAUAUCCAGGCUCUUUUGGCGAGCAUAAGGCCACGCCCAUCGCCAUCAAACACGCCUGCUCAAGAUACCGGAAUGGCGCCUCAGUAUCCUCAGCAUUAUCCGCACGGAUACCAGCCCCAGCAUCCCUACAACGGGCAGAGCUACACUCACCCGCAUCUGCAUCAGCAGGCAUACCGACACCCUUCGGUCUCGUCGGCUUUGCACAGUCCCUCACCCGUCAACACACCUCCGCGCCAUGGAUCGGACAUUCUUAGUCCCAAUGUCCUCACUCCAGGUGAAGGGUACCCUCCGCAGCAUUACCAACCGCAGCCUCAGAACCCCGACCGCUCCAACAACCUGUUGAAUCUUCUGAGAUUCAAUCAGCCUCAGACCACCUCUAUACCGCAGCAGACUCCACCUGCUGCUGUAGAGCACACCCAUCCUUCGGUGUCGGGUGUCGAAGAUGCUCCAAGGUCCCAUAACCGGAACAUCUCAGCAUCCGACUUGGUCGCUUCGCUCUUCGGUAAGCAGAACCAGGCGCCCGCAGCUGCUCCGUCUGGCCCUCCUGCUGGAGCACAAGCAGCGGUUCAACCUGCUGCAGAAGGCCCUUCUACCCCUUCGAGCGCAGAGAAGCCACAAGACAUGCUGCUUCGGUUGCUUAACCGAGGUCAGGAGCCCUCUUUCCCUGCUGCUCAAACGCCGCCCUCUGUUGCAUCUCAAAGGAACCCCUUUGAAUCGGAAGUGCCUAGUAGUGUGACUCCGUCCACUCAUGGCGUUCCCGAGCCGUCGCAGUCGGCAUCACAAACACUGGACGGGCCAUCUCCACUGGGUGCAGAGACCAUCUUCACUCACGUCAACCCAUUCGAACAACUUGCGGCUGUCUCUCGGAACAGAACUCCGCUGUCCAAGUCUCGCGACCAAAGUCCUGAUCUUGAGGUUACCGCAACUCAGCAGGUAAAUGUGACGACCACUGUUGAACCCCUGCCGACCUCGGAGAAUAUUCGGCCUAAACGCGCCAAGUCACCUGUUCUGGCCGAUGAGCAGAAACAAGCUGUUGCCAACGUGGUUGGUAAACUCGUAGAACAAAUUACCCGCGAUGUUGACGAGUCUUAUGAGAAUAUGAUGCUCAAGAAUGCCUCGUCUGCGCCUGCGGCUCCGGAGGCUUACGAGGAAAGCUCAAAAGUCACACUCGUAUCGGCCACCACGGCUGUGCAAGGUGCCAAUGGGGAGACAGAGGUUUUGAAAGAGACCAUCGAGGAAAUAGCUGCCUCUGCCGAAGUGAAAGAAACUUCCAAUGGUAGUGGUGAGCCUUUGGCUGACAGUUGGGAGAGUGCUGAGGAUAGCGCUGAGAAGGAUGAGGAACGCGUUGUUCCUGUGCACAAUUUCCCUUUGAAGCCAUUCAUUACCAUCAUUGUCAAGCCUAAUGCUGGAAAGCUUCCGACUUUGCGCGAUGAUGGGAUCAUGGACAUAGCUCGCUUGAAGAAGGACUUUGAUCAGCUCGACCGGUCCUUGACCUCUGCUACCCCCGAUUACAUUGUUUAUGCCCUUGCCAAGAACGGGGGCAUGAGGAUUAUUCGCCAGGACGAUGGAAGCGACAAGCAGGUCUUCCGCUCUACCCGUGAUCGUGUGUUCAGCGUUGCCGUGUGCACUUCACAGUCAAAUGGUGGCUCGUCGGACGACCAGGCCAUUCUUGGUAUUGGCGUUAGCGGCGCCGUCUACUGGGUUUUGAUCUCCCGAGGUGACAAAGACCUCUUUGAGCAGGACGCUUUGGAAAGUGAAUCUCUCAUUUUCCCACCCUUCCCUGCCUCCGACGAGAAUACCUCUGGCGGCCAGCUGAAAACGCGGGCUAAGCGGAGCUCUCGUCACCCUGGAUUCUUUGCAAUCGGCCGCGGCAAGAACAUCUACGUCAUUUCUCCUCAGGCUGCUGCAAGCCCUGCCUACGGUGUCUCGGGCGAUAAUCGAACUGUCAAUACUGAAAAGUUCUUUAAGGAGCGUGCUCUGAAGAUCUCUACUGGAAAGGCCGGGAAAGAUUUCAUCUUCAGUGAUGAUGACACUGUCAUUGCUUCCCUUGAUAAAACGGGCCGCCUCCGUUUUUGGGACAUUCGCGAUGCUGUCAACAGUCCAGCUUCUGGACUUACUCCUUCCGAGAUUCGCGUUCCGCUCAGCACUUUCGUUACCGGCUCUCCUACUGAAAAGUCAUGGCCCACGUCUGUCCUCUUCAUGGACAAGUUGCGUCCGUACGUGAAGUCGAUGGCGCUCCGGUACGUUCUAGUCGGUCUUAAGCAGAACCACACCUUGCAGCUCUGGGAUAUUGGGCUAGGCAAGGCUGUGCAGGAGCUCAAGUUCCCCCAUGAGAACGAAUCGGAUGCUAUCUGCAGCGUCGCAUACCACGCAAGUUCCGGAAUUCUCGUUGUGGGACACCCUACACGAAACUCCAUCUACUUUGUCCACUUGUCCGCCCCCAGAUACAACCUGCAACCCAUGUCGCAGGCGACUUUCAUUAAGCGCGCUGCCGAAAAGGAUCCUAACCUCCCCAAGCCAGAGUCAACCGCAUGUCUGAGCGGCAUUCGCGAGAUCUCCUUUGCGUCAAAGGGCCAGCUCCGAAGCUUGGAUCUCCUUCCGAUCACCAAGGCAGCUGGCGAGGACAGCGGCCUCUUUGAACUUUAUGUCAUGCACUCUCGUGGCGUGACGUGCCUCAAUAUAAAGAGAGAUGAUCUUGGAAUGGGGCCAGACCAGAAGGCGCUUCGUCCAAUCAAUGCUCUAGAGCAAGGCUUUAUUGAGAUUUCUGACCUUCAGACGUUCCCCAGCUAUGUCUCUGAUGAGCCUUCUGUCAAUGGCGACUCCGUAUCUACUCCUGUCAAGGCGGUUCCCAAAGAAUUUGUCAAGACCACGUCUGAGCCUGCUGCCGAAAGCAGCACGGGAACCGGUCCCACCAUUCUGCGGGCGCAGUCGCCUACGAAGCCUGCGCCUAAGAAAAAGGAGGAGCCCAUUGACACAGCCGCGUCUGUUGGUACCUCUGAGAAGCCCGAGAAGAAAAAGAAAAAGAAGGGAACAGCCACUGGUGAAAAUGCAAAGGCCAAGGAAACCCCUGCGGUUGCCACCAACGUGCUUCAGCCGGUUGUGGGCCAGUCUGAGGGACCUGUCAAACCCGUCUCUGCGGAACGUAUCAUCGGCGAUUCUCCUGAAACCUGGAACAAGCACAUCGAGAUCUUGCAGAACGGAGUCACCUCUGAGUUCAACAAGAGCCUUGGGCGUGAAUUGGAAGGCCUCUACACCCGCUUCGAUGAAGAGCGACGCAGCUGGGAUGCAGCGUCUGCCGCCAAGCAGGAACAGGUCUUGCGCCUGGUUUCCAGCACUCUCUCUGACAAUGUGGAGAAGAACCUCACUCGUGUCAUCACAGAGACCAUCAAGUCCGAGGUUGUCCCUGCCCUCGGUGGUAUCGUUUCUGCCGCUGUUGGCAAAGAACUGAAUACCGUUCUGUCUCAGCAAUCUGGAGACAUCAUCUCUCGGGAACUUCGCCAAUCUUUGCCUGGGUCAGUCACCCGUGCGUUGCAGCAGCCUGACGUGAUGAAGGUCGUGACAAAUGCUGUGAGUCAGAAGGUCGAGAGUCAGAUCAAGUCCUUGCAUGAUAGUCUCACCCCUACCCUGAAGAACCUUGCGCUCCAAACGGCUGAGCAGGUUGGAAAUGACUUGGAGAAGCGCGUGCAAGCCCAGCGCCAGAGCGAUGCGGCCAAGAUUGACGAGCUCACCACUCUGGUUCGCGGACUGUCCGACACGGUUUCUGCCAUGGCAGCCGCCCAGACUGGGUUCCAGAAUGAGGUUCUCCGUCUCAACCAGGUCCUGGCGUCGUUCCAAGGCCAGGAAGGUCGACAGGGCGCUGCCCAAUCAACGGCGUCGGCCUCGCCGGUUCCUCUUACCGACAACAGAAGCCCUGAGCAAAUUGAGAUAACUGAAAUCGCGGAGCUGAUGCGUGACGGUAGAUACGAGGAGGGAUCCGUUAGGUGGCUCCAAUCCGAACAACAGGCCUAUCUUUUCGACAGCCUUUUCGUCCGACUUAACCCCUCGUAUCUAAACGCCCUCUCGCCUAUCGUGGCGCUGUCCGUCGGCGUUGCAGUUACAUCGUCCUUGCAGACGAACGUCAAGGAGCGUCUCUCAUGGCUGGAAGUUGUUCUUCAGACUGUCAAUCCUAAUGACCCCGACAUUCGAGAGGUCGCACCCAAGAUUAUGGAUAUCUUGAUCCAGCGCCUAGAUGGUCUAUACAUGGCCGUCGCGAAAGAAGCGCCGCACGACCCGAUCCUCCGCAGGAUUCCUCCGCUCUCGCGACGUGCCAGGGAGCUCCGUGGAUAA
Molecule: messenger RNA, 4341 nt
Organism: Aspergillus calidoustus
Lineage: Eukaryota; Fungi; Ascomycota; Eurotiomycetes; Eurotiales; Aspergillaceae
Source: the annotation of a GenBank genome assembly